AUGGACAGCCUCAGAGUCUGGGCAAGACAUGUCUGUGAGCCUGAGCAGUUACGAGCAGCUGCCCAUCAAGUUCGGCAGCAAACCCAGCAAAAUCCAAGGGCUGCUCUAUAUGGCCUCCUACUCACCAUAGCUGCGAUAUGGGCCUGUAUCACGGCGAUACAACGUCUAAAAGCCCGCCGAUUGCCGCCGCGACCACGGUCUCCAGACCCCGAGAAGCCCCCGGGCACACCAAAGCCCGCCAGCAAGUUCAAGGCAGCUAUGCGCGAGCCGGGAGUAUGGACCCCCGACCCCUUCACCCGCCCACCCGCCCCACCCUACCCCAACUGGUCUCUCGAAUGUACCAAACCUCUCCCCUACCGCCCCUUCCGCUACGGGCCUAGAUACAACGUAACGAUGGGCCUGCGCAGCAUGGACUGGGACGAAUGGAUCGAGCUCGAUAAUCACUACCCGAAAUACCACUCCCUCAAAGCCCAGCGCAUUGCAGAGCGCGGCGCGAAAUGCUGCAAGACGGCGCCCGAGGCCUACGAUGGCGCUGUCGAGCUGCUCGAGGAGUUGUGCGCGUAUCUGCCGGAGCGGUAUCCGAGUUUGUACCGUAAGACUGCGACGGGGAUCGAGAAUCUCUGGAGCGGGGAGGUCGUGGAUAUCACGGAGCGGCCGCUGAAGGAGGAUCCGAUGGCCAUGUCCGCGCGGCUGGUGCAGGAUGAUCUGGCGCUGAUGUUUGAGAGGCCGGAUGGGCAGUACUACCUCCUCGCGGGCGCGAUUCUUCUACCGGGCUUCUGGCGCCUCGAGGAUAAGUUCGGUAUGCCGCUCUCGGAGAUACACACCUCGGGCGACGUGCCGCAGUUCAGGGAGAAGCUGGAGAAGGGCAUGAUGAACUUUUUUAAGAGACUUAGGCCGGAGACGCCGAUGUUGAGAAAUAACUACUUCAUCCAGGUUGAUGAUGGGCUGGAUUGGAGUUACAGUAUCGGGCCCGAGGACGAGGCGGUGGGAUGGAAUAGCGCGGAGAAGAAUAGGGCUGUGCAGCACCAUUUCUUUAGAAGUGAGAGGCAGAGUCUGAGGAGGCUGCCGCGAUCUGGUGCUGUGGCGUUCACGAUACGGACGUACUUCCAUCCUGUUACGGAGGUCGCUGAGGAACCGUACGUGCCUGGAAGGCUAGCAUCGGCGAUCCGUAGCUGGGGCGAUGACGUUUCGAUCUACAAAGGCAAGGACAAAUACCAUGAAGUCCUUCUGGAGUACUUAGACAAGAAGCAUGAGGAGCAGGUGGCGAACGGGCUGGACGUGCAAAAGGAAGACGAAGCGUAUCCAUACUAG
Coniosporium apollinis CBS 100218 is the source of this 1311-nucleotide messenger RNA. RefSeq lists its product as uncharacterized. The record is from RefSeq and is a predicted model, not a curated record. The transcript is spliced from 3 exons. Lineage: Eukaryota; Fungi; Ascomycota; Dothideomycetes. Bases 1 to 1311 code for a protein of 436 amino acids.